AUGAAUCCUCAAAUGACAAAGGAACUACAGAAGGCAGCCAAGGCUAAGCCUAAAGGAGUGAAGUCCACGAUCACUAACGAAAAGGCGGUUUUCCAGAAUAAGAAAGAAGCGACAAUACUUGAAAAUAUGGCAAAGAUUCGCAAAUCCAGGCGGACCAGUCCUGAUUUAUGCUCCACCACUGCUCUCACAAAAAUAACUGCAACGAGUGAUGAUAAAAGUAGUUCAACUACACUUCCACAAAAGGGAAAGCGCAAUUCAGUGUCGCAUUCUCGUCUAAGAAACGGCCACACACCAGCUCCGCAUACACCAGUACAGAAGCCACACCACACGCGAUCGUCUGUUUCACAAAAAUCAGGUACCUCAAUGCGCGGAAGAAGUGUGGGUGCUGCUACGUAUGUGACCACAGAUGUGUUGGCAAAGCACAGACGUCCGAGCUCAACCAAACGUGGAGGCAGAGUAUCAGCAAAGGAUGUUUAUCCAAUGAAGGAGAAAGGCGUUAAGAGAGGAGGUAGGAAUCACACGGAGAUGAAGUACCUGACCUACGUACCAGGGAAGGGAAUGGUAAAAUCGACCAGGAGCAAUGAUGGAAAUCUCUACUCCCUUUCAAGACGCAAUGUCUCUUCCAGUGCCUCAUCAUCUUCAUCCUCAUCAUCAUCCUCUUCCACGUCAACAACAAACUCUGUGGUGAAACCUAGACUUUCCGAAAUUGCUCCAAUCCAUCGCUUAAACAACAAUUUCUUAAAUAUUAGCAGCGGCAGCAGUAGCAACAACAGUUCUAGCAAAAGCAGCACCUCAACCCUGUCUUCCUCCAUCAUUUUGGCUGAAACGGUGAAAAGUAAAAAGGAAAAAAAUAUCUUUUUCAAAGCACAAUUUAUGUUUUCUAUGGGUGUUAUGCUCACCAAUGAUGUAGUGAUAUUUUACUCAGUCAGAGUGUAUAUUCAUAAUGUUGUAGAAUUGAGAGGCAUCAAAUUAUUGCAGUCGGAAUGUCAUAAUCUGAAGUGUAUUUCAAAGGCUCGCAUUCUGGAGCAUGCCAAAAUGGAAUGCAUCUGCCUGCCAUCCCUAGGCCACUGCCUACUGGACACAGCAUUAUUUUUCUCUCGCCUUGAACUCUCAUUAUGUAAUUCUGGUACGACCGUACCGUUUCAUGACAACUUGCUUCACUCCGUUAUUAACUGCUUCGAUGUUUGGUCUAUACUUGCAGUGGAAAAAACAUUUAGAUUUUAUCAGUUAAGUAAUGUUUCAGCUUGUGAUGCAAAACUUUUGGGAUUUUAG
Messenger RNA from Echinococcus granulosus, 1272 nucleotides. RefSeq lists its product as hypothetical. NCBI's taxonomy places the organism in Eukaryota, Metazoa, Platyhelminthes, Cestoda, Cyclophyllidea, Taeniidae. The record is from RefSeq and is a predicted model, not a curated record. Bases 1 to 1272 code for a protein of 423 amino acids. The transcript is spliced from 6 exons.